CAAACAUCAACAGUAACGUCAGUACCAUGACAACAGCAGUUCGAGUGAUAUGGGACGCUGAGAUGUCUUGAGCGGGCCUGAUUUAUCGCACAUUUCUGGGAAAUAUCUUACUGCUCAUAUUAAAGGAUGUCUCUUUUCAAGGCACGUGAUUGGUGGGUCUCAGUGGUGGGUGAGGGGGAGGAGUUUGAUCAGGGUUGUCUGUGUGUUGGAGAUGUGGAUAACAGUGGCAGUGGAUAUGAUAAGGUUGUUGUGGGAAGUUACAUGGGGAUGUUACGCAUCUUCUCACCCCAUCCUGCUAAAAUGGAUAACCCCACAGAUGUUAACAGCCAGCUACUUGAGAUGCAGCUACCUGAUUCAAUCAUCCAGGUGGAGAUGGGGAAAUUUGUAUCUUGUUCAGAGUUGCUACAUCUGGCAGUUCUUCAUCCCAGGAAGCUUUCCGUAUAUGCUGUUUCAGGCACUGCUGGCAACAUUGAACAUGGUGACCAGUAUCAGCUGCGUUUAGUUUAUGAACACAAUCUUCAGAGAACAGCCUGCAACAUGACAUACGGCCCCUUUGGGGGUGUCACAGGUCAUCACUUCAUCUGUAUCCAGUCGAUGGACGGCAUGCUGAUGUUUUUUGAGCAGGAGUGUUAUGCUUUUGGACGCUUUCUGCCAGACUUCCUUUUGCCUGGUCCUUUGUGCUACUGCAGUCGCACAGACUCCUUCAUCACUGUGUCUUCCAUACGACAAGUGGAGUGCUACAGGUAUGAGACACUGGCUGUAACCACAGACACCGACACUAGACAAGAUUGUAAUCAGAGUAGCAAAACUUCAGGAAAGAGACUGACGGCUGACUGGACGCUGGUGUUAGGAGAAGAGGCUCUAGAUAUCUGUGUUCCAAGUACAUCUGGAGUGUUGUCUUCUGUCUUUGUUCUUGGAGAACGAAAUCUUUUUUGUCUCAAGGAUAACGGUCAGAUACGCUUCAUGAAGAAACUUGAGUUCAACCCCAGCUGUUUCCUUCCCUACAGAACAGUUUCUGAGUGUUCCACCAACAUUUUAAUGGGUAACCAUAACAACAUGCUUCUGGUGUACCAUAAUGUGACGCUAAAGUGGGCAGCUCAGCUACCCUGUGUCCCUGUGGCCAUACGUGUUGUUAACUUCCAGGAACUGAAGGGUUUGGUGGUCACUCUGAGCUCUGAUGGGCAUCUUCAGUGCUCAUACAUGGGCACUGACCCCUCCUUCUUUAUUGCACCCAAAGUGGACUCCAGAGAGGUCAACUAUAAUGAAGUUGAUAAUGAGAUGAAGAUGCUACAAAAAGUCAUACGUGAGGCCACCAAAACCCAAGACAUCCUCCCAAGAGCAGAGACAGAGGAAGAGCUUACUCUGGCUGCCACAGUCUCCCCUAACCUGGAUGAAGUUUCGUGCGCUGUUAUACCUGAGAUGAAUGGCAUGCCCAUCCCCUCGGUCACAGUGAAGGUGAAAGUGAAGAGUAGCGCAGCAGUGCAGAGCCCCAAAAUGACUGUGUGUGUUCAGCCUCCCCUUGCAGUCACACAGGAUCAGUUUGUGUUCAAUUCAAUUGGCAGUGGCUGCGAAUUAGUGGUGAAGUUCUCAGCAUUUCUAAAUGGUCCCUAUCCUCCAUCUGAUCUGUGUCUAGAUGUCGCUGUGUCCUACAGCUCAGCUACAGGAGUCCCACGAGUGUCUCAGUGUAAAUUGACCUUGCCUCUCCGGUUAGUGAGCUACCCCUCUUCACCUAGCAAAAACGCGAAGUACAAGAUCACUCUGGACACCAACAAACCUCCCGUCAACCUUAAUGAAGUCUUCCCAGAUUUCUCAGAGACUACAGACAGCAAUGCUUUGGCCUUCCAGCUCAUCACUGGCUCCAAGGUCACUGUCCUCACCUCCAAAAUGUCCCAGCGCUAUAGGAUCCAAAGUGAGAGCUUUGAGGAUAUCUGGUUGGUUGCCAAGGAGCUGGUGCAGCGUUUUGACCAGCACUUUUCCUCACUUGGAGUCAAAGACUAUCAAAACAGCUUCACUGGACCAGUACCGCUUUCUGACUACUUUGAGAUGGUGGACCACCACUUCAAGCUCCGUUUGAAUGCACAGAAGUAUCAGGAUCUGCUGUCAGAAAGAGCAGUCCAGUUCAGGGCCAUCCAGCGCCGUCUGCUUACCCGAUUUAAAAAUAAAACCCCGGCCCCACUUCAAAAUCUGGACACACUUAUGGAAGGAACGUAUCGUCAAGUUAUAGCAUUAGCAGAUGCAGCAGAAGAGAACCAGGAAUGUCUGAUCCAGGCAUUUGCACGCUUGCGGAGUGCCACUCACCUGCUGAUCCUGCUGUUGUCGCUGUGGCAAGGACUCAGCUCAGAACAGACUGCCAUCUUGGAGGCCACACUUCUACCACUGCUGCAGGACACACCACAACUGGGUUGGGAAGAGAGUGUGGAUGCAGCUGUCUCUCACCUCUUAAAAACAUGUUUAUCACGCAGCCCCAAAGAUCAGGCCAUCAGUCUCAGCACUGGCUCACUGACCAUCCCUAAAGACACGUCACCCCUGAAAAAACACAUUACUCAGCUUUGUGAUCGCUUAGGCAAGGGUGGUCGUCUUACUCUCUCCUCAGAUGCCAGUGUCCAUACAACUGUCGUAAUGCAAGCUGGAUGUGAUUCUAUCCCUGAGCCAACAGUGGUGCAGGAUGAGGAACCAGCCCUGCAGCAGGAUUCAGCCAAGUAUGUUAAAAAAAAACAGGAAUCCAGAAGAGUCAAGAGAAAGUCAGAUUCGGCUAAAGAAACUUUCAAAGAGGAGAUAAAGGAAUCAGGAAGAGACUCCACAAAAGAGAGGGACAAAGAGGAGUCAAAGGUGUCAUCCAAAGGAAAAGAGGCUGCAAGAGAGGUUAAAAAAGAGUCAUUAAAAGAGUCAAAAGGUUACAAGAAAGACUCUACAAUGGAAAAGGAGCACGCAAUAUGACAAGGAGGCACCAAAAGAAAAGGAUUCUGCGAUAAAGACUAAGGUCUCCAGGUAGCCUUCAGUAAAGCUCAAAGAGAAGUCAGAAGCAGGAAACAGCUGAACACAGCUGCUGCUUAAAUAAAACAUAUUCUUAAAUCAUAUUCUUGCCUCAUUAUUAGGUAGUGUGUCUUUGUAGAAGCUAACUAUUCAUCUUUUGUUUUUGCUGUUAUGCUAGAGUUGAUUGCACUGUGGCAAGAAAACCAUUUAAAAAGUUUAUGCUUUGCAUUUUCUUUUGAGAGGAACUGCCUGUUUGUGAAGGGUUUAUAUUUAAAGUCAGCUGUCUACCACAGUAGACUGUGUCUGUCAUCUCCUACUAUUCAGUAAGUAACCCACAGAGCACCAUGUGACGGUUCACUGGCGCCAAGCCCCAGUGAGACAUCAAGAAAUAACCUCACUUUUGCUAGCAGAAUCUUACUAUAGGAUAUUUAGUAAUACAAAAAGAGUUUUUUUAAGAAUAAAUAAACAAACAAACAAAAUCAAUGGCUCUCUUUCAUCAUUAAUCAAUUUUGUUUGUCCAACCUAAUUUGCUAUACUUUAGGUGAAUGUCAUUUAUAAUGCUUGUUCUUAAUAGGUUGUUUGUUUAAAAUUAUUAAAUGACAUUUUUAUACAAAUUUAUUCAACCAGAAUGUGUUUUUGGUCGCUGCAGUCAUGGUGGCAUUUGGGUUUCUACUCAUGACUCCUAUAUAGCCCUAUAUAACCUUAGAUUUUCACAGGCUGGUUUCCCAGAUAUGCAAGUCUAGUCCAAAAAGACUAAAAUGCAUAUUUGAUAUAUUGUUACUGAAAACAGCUUGGACUGACACAUACUGUAUCUAAAAAUAUAUAAAUGCCAUUGCUUUGUCUCAAGAUGCACACCAGUAAUGUUUAAAAAAAAUAGCAAAGUACUAAAAAAGUUAAUAAAGGGAAAAAUGUUUUAAAUGAGUUUAUUUCCUUAUUUUUACGUGUAUUGAAAAAAAUACACAUUCAAUUUCCAAAUCAAAGGCUUAAAGAGCACCUAUUAUGCUAAUAAUUAGCACGUUAGCACGUUAUUGUAAUAUCCCAUAGUACAUUCAUGUUGUUAAAAGUUGAACUAAUGCAGUAUGAGUCUUAUAAAUUGCUUACAUACCUCACAGAUUUUUUCCCUGUCUGGGAAAACGCUCGGAUUUAGUUCCUGUCUCCGC
Messenger RNA from Paramisgurnus dabryanus, 4133 nucleotides. The record is from RefSeq and is a predicted model, not a curated record. Lineage: Eukaryota; Metazoa; Chordata; Actinopteri; Cypriniformes; Cobitidae.